Messenger RNA from Misgurnus anguillicaudatus (oriental weatherfish), 4510 nucleotides. It is a transcript of the gene ptpn5, whose product is annotated as protein tyrosine phosphatase non-receptor type 5. The record is from RefSeq and is a predicted model, not a curated record. Gene Ontology annotation, cellular component: cytosol; cell junction; plasma membrane. NCBI's taxonomy places the organism in Eukaryota, Metazoa, Chordata, Actinopteri, Cypriniformes, Cobitidae. Gene Ontology annotation, biological process: signal transduction; protein dephosphorylation. Gene Ontology annotation, molecular function: protein kinase binding; protein tyrosine phosphatase activity.
UAUGUUGCAAUUAGCUGAUUCAUAACUGAAAAGAAUGGAAAAAUAGUUUCUUAAUGAAUAAAUACAUCUAAUAUAUCCAAAAUGAAAACUUUUAAAUUACAGUACUGCAAUAAAAUAUUAUAUAAAAAAUAUUUGACAGCUGAUGAUGUUUGCCCUCCCCUACCUUACCGCUUUAAUUCCAGACUAUAGUUUAUCAUAACGUGUGGGAUGUGCAGACUACAUCAUGGUACAUUGCGGCGGCCAUUAAAUAUUACCAUGUUUAUUUUAUAAUGUUUAGGUGUAUAUUUAUAUAUUUUUUGUGUUUAGGGUUGCAGCUAACUCAUGGUUAACCCCACAGCAAAGCUCGGCGUAAUAAAACUGUUUCGUGUCAGAACUGUGGGAAAAUAAUUCGAUUUUAUAUGUAUUUUAAACACAAAGGCAGGUGCUCAUUAAAAAUUCCUAUAAAUGUUGCAAGAGUCAGUUGGGAACAGGUGUUUCUCCCUUUGUUCCACUGUUUGUUGAUGUUGUUGUUCUAUGUCUGCAAGAUUUCAUUGUGUGUCUGUCUGUGUGUGCAGUUUUGUGUGUGGAGUGGGGUGUUAGUGUGUGUAUAUCUGUGCGUGUGGGGGUGUUGAUUGUGGUUCUAUAUAAACCAUUUGCUGCUGAGUGUAUUUGUUUCCAUGGUUACCCCCAUGCCAAUGUAGAUCACGUCAUCACCAGACCAGACCUCUGCAGCUAUUGUUUACUGAUCGUAGAGCAGAAGACCGAGUGUGUGUUGAGAUUUUUUCGAUAUGUUUCCCGCAGACCGUAACCACACACACAUGGAGGGCUAUUUAUUCGAUACUGCUUAGGGACUCCUACCAUUGGUUGACUUGGCACGCAGCAUCCUGUGCUUGUAUCGCCAUCUGUACAACUCCAUACAGAGUGCAUGAAACUGCUCCUAUAGUUUGCUGAAGGUCUUGAGAGAGGCGUUUGUCACUGUCAUGUGAGUCUAACUCUACUUUUUUCUAAACUGUUUAAAGACGGGAGGUUUUAAGAACAGCAUGGCAGAAUCCCCUGUUGAAGAAGACACACCCAAAGAGCAAGAGAGUGCCACCCCUGAUCCCCUGCCGUGGGCCGGAGCUGCUCUAGGGGGGAGAAUACUGAAAGCAUGUGUUACGGGUGGUGCUUUUCUCCUGCUGUACACACUUUCUCAAAUCACAGGUUUGUGGGUUAUUUACAUGCUGAAUGGCUACAGGGCUUUUCCAGCAGCACACAAAGUUUUGGAUCUUCUGCAGUAUCUUCUCUCCACCAGUGAUGCCUCUGAUCAACAGAUGGAGAUUUGGAGGGUGGACAGUUUGUUGCCCCUCAUAGCCACACUCUUCUUAGGUGUAGUCAUCCUUGGCACUGGAACUCUGUUCUGCAUUAAAACCCUGGUGCCUGGCAACCCCCCUUGCUUCCCUGAUGAUCGUCGUCAGUCCAUGAGCAGACAACCUUCCUUUACAUAUUCGGAAUGGACAGAUGCCAGACAGGAGAAUUUCUACGAGCUAGAUCCUGUUCCUGAGACUCCUGUUUUCGACUGUUUUAUGGACAUGAAGACUGAGGCUGACCCUGCCACUCUCACUGUUAAGCCUGUGGGCUUGCAGGAAAGGAGGGGUUCAAAUGUGUCGCUGACUCUGGACAUGUGCACCCCUGGCACUACAGAGCCCUAUGGAUCCCUGCUGUCCCCCAGAGAGCAGAGCACGAAGGAAUAUCUGCAGAAUGCAUCCAACCUACUUACACCUGAGCAGCUACACACGCGAGCUCUGGACGACGCCGUACUGCAUGCUGAGUUUUAUGAAACGCCUAUGAACUUUGUGGACCCGAAGGAAUAUAGCAUUCCCGGCGUGGUGAGAAAGAAUCGCUACAAAACCAUACUACCAAACACACAUAGCAGAGUUUGCUUAAAAGCAAAAGAGGAGGAUGAUUUUCUAAGUACCUACAUCAAUGCUAAUUAUUUGAAGGGCUAUGGAGGGAAAGAGAAAGCAUAUAUCGCCACACAGGGUCCUACUGUAAACACAGUGGGGGAUUUUUGGAGAAUGGUCUGGCAGGAGCGCUGUCCCAUUAUCGUCAUGAUCACCAACAUCGAAGAGAAAAAUGAGAAAUGCACAGAAUACUGGCCAGAGGACACUGCAGUCUGGGAGGGUAUCGAGAUCACUGUCAAACAGGUCAUCCAAGCAGAUGACUACAGUCUAAGGAUUUUCACUGUGAAGAGUGAGGGUGAGGAGCGCACUAUCAGACAGUACUGGUACACAUCCUGGCCAGAUCAAAAAACUCCAGAUAAAGCCCCACCUCUGCUGGAAUUGGUUCAGGAAGUAGAGGAAGCGAGGAAUCAGUCUCCGCCCAAUAGUGGCCCUGUCAUUGUCCACUGCAGUGCCGGCAUUGGACGCACUGGCUGUUUCAUCGCUACCUCCAUCUUGUGCCAGCAGCUAAGCAAUGAAGGAGUGGUUGACAUUCUGAAGACCACCUGCCAGCUACGCUUGGACAGAGGUGGGAUGAUUCAGACAGCGGAGCAGUAUCAGUUUGUUCAUCAUGUACUCAGCCUGUAUGAACGACAGCUUCAGAAGACCUCAGAAGAGUAAAGCCUCCAUGAGUGCACAACCUUCACAUUUCUCCUUGACCUUCAUCUGAACAUGGGGCAGGGACUGACAUUCAGUACUUCAGAUCUCAUGUUUUUAUAUACAACCGACGUUUAGGCUGAACUAUUCUUUCGGAGCAAGGCCAAUAUUAGACUUUACCCUACCCACAAUACCCCCUGCUCGCCCCAUGCCUCAUCAAAACACUAAAUAUACUUGAUUUAUUUAUUAUAAUUAAAGUAACACUAAUGGUUAUUUAUGAAAUACACAAAUACUGCCCUAACAACAAUAUAAUGCUCAGCAGAUCAUUUACAGUAUGCUCAAACACAACAAUGUUUCUACUCGUGUAAUGGUACAGUACAAACACAAUAACAAGUGGACACCAAGGCCUCCAUUUGUCUGAGAUUAUAUAAAUGUAACAUUAGAUUUAGUGACCUCUGAGCCUAAAGUACAGCAAUUUUCCUUUUACUGCUAAAACGUUUUUACAGGAUUUAUAACUUGUAUGUAUCUUAAAGAUUUGUUGUAAUGUCUGGGUGUGUCUGUGUGUGUGUACAAAUUGGUCAUAUGUUGAAAGAUCAACCUGAUCAGUCAGUAUGUAUGCUUGUAUGUCCGAGCGUGUCUGUGUAUACUGGAGACAGCAUAAAGGCGAGAAAAUGUUCACUAUGUGCUACUGUAUGAUGAUUAUCAGACUUACUCCGGAUGUGUGGUUGGUCUCUAGGGAGAGGUUAGCCUACCACAUUAAAUACAAAAUGGCCUUAAUAUGUGUCUUUCUGUCCUGACUGGGGUCCAUAUGGUUGUUUAGAGAUGUUGUCGAGCAGAUCUGAAGGCAGUUUGGUGUUGCAGCCUGUCUUAGUCUCAUUAGGUCCGAUUGGGAGCGAGACUGAUCCCAGUACAGGUCGACGUACGCUUUACCAGCGUACCUUUGCCUUCUUGCGUGUUGUUGGAUGCUGUAACCUGUAAAACGUAUUAGUUGGACUCUUACAAAGCAUCGAUGCUGCACCUCAAGGUUUUAUGUACAGAAAUGCCGAAACACUGUAUCCGACUAAUGUUCAAUUUGUAAAUCAUAGCUUGUAUUGAUAGCAGAAAUCACGACAAUGGGACAUAUAUAGUUGUGAUGUUUUUUGCCCUGGACGUCCAGGUUACUGUGACUCAUUAUUAUCAAUUAUUUUAUUAGCUUGUUUUUUGCAUUGUUUAUAUGUGGGUCUGCGUUUCUGAUUCGUUGAGAUGUAUAAUAAUCAGUAUUUGCCCAGCUCGUACAGCUUUGCUGAGACUUGCAGUUUGCAUGAGCAAGUACAUUUUGAACUUCUUUUUAAUUAUUAGCAAGACAAUUUUGAAAUGAUAAGCAGACAUUAGUGUGUGUGAUCAUGUGCAAUAGCUUCUGCGUCUCUGAGAAUCUUCAGUCAAUGACCUCAUAUGAUCCAGCUGGAAAUACAACAACACUGGAACAACUGUAAUGCAAGUAUCCUUCAACUUACUUUAAACUUUUCUGACUAGUCAUGUGUUUUUAACCAGAUGGUUUCUUUCAGGCAGCUCUAAGCUGGAAGUAGCUACACUAGAGAUUGUACUGGUAUUUAAAUGUGGCUAGUUCAAGGCUUCGAGAUGGUUUUGCCAGAAAUGAGAAUGUCUUCAAUUGACUUUCAUUCACACGCUUUAAUUGCUGCUGUUAUCAUCUGCUGUCUUUUUAUUAUAGCAGAACUGCUGUUGUGUUUAGUUGAUACUGAGCAGUUGAAUUGUAUUAUUUGACAUAUUAGUCUUAUUUAUUGAAAAAGUUUGUCUCUGUGUUUCUGUGCUGUUAUUACACUGCCAAAGACUGUAGUGAUUGGUCCAUACGGCAAAACAUUUUUAAAAAUCCUAUUUAUAUAUUUUAAAGCAUUGAAAACCGUAGCGAGUUUUAGGAUCAACAUGUGGAAUUAUAACAGUACAUGUAUGAAACCAGCUUA